AGUCGCGGCAGCGGCACCGCAGCGCCAGGCGCCGCCGCCAGCCUAAGCCGGGCAGGGAGAAACGGGCCGGGGCGCAGCGAGGCGAGGCGGGAGCCGCCGCCGCCGUGGUGCCGGGCAGCGGGGGUUGGGGGGUGGGUCGGGCCGGGCGCGGCUGGGAGCCGAUGCGGAACGAUCGCAGGCGGGCGGCGGCGGCGGGAGCAGCAGCCAUGGCGGGUCCCCGCUGAAGGAGGCGGUGAAGGAGGAGGAGGAGAGGGGAGGAGAGGCGAAACCUCCGCAUUCCCUCCCUCCGCGCCCCGGCCCCCCCCCGGCCCGGACCGCCUGCCCGCCUCCCCCCCCUCCCCUGCAUGCCCGGCUGAGACCGCGGGGAGGACUCAGCCACCCGCCGCGGCCCCGCCGCCUUCCCUCUCCCCGUUCAGCUGCGGACAAAGGGGGAGAGCGGGGCAGCCAGAGGAGGGGAUAGUCCGUCCCCGCCGCGCGAGCAUGGCGGACCGCAGCCUGGAGAGCGUGUCCCUGCCCCUGGAGGUGAGGGCCCGGCUGGCCGAGCUGGAGCUGGAGCUCUCCGAAGGUGACAUCACACAGAAGGGAUAUGAAAAGAAGAGAUCAAAACUAAUUGGGGCCUACCUGCCACAACCUCCUGCAGCGAAUGGAGCUGCCGCGGUGCGGUGUAGACUGCAGCACAGUGAAGGAGCUGCCAGAAGAAUGCUCCGCACUGCCAACAUUGGUGUCUGUGACAUCCGGGAAGCGGCCGCUAGAGAGAGAGCAGCCAGCACGGCAGGAAACCGGCCUCUCUUUUAUUUUCGUUUUGGGGUGGACCAGGCACUGCCGCAAGAGCGCCGAACACCUGUCACUCCGUCCUCUUCCUCCCGAUACCAUCGUCGCAGGUCCUCAGGGUCACGGGAUGAGCGCUACAGGUCGGAUGUCCACACAGAAGCAGUCCAAGCAGCCCUUGCUAAACAUAAAGAAAGGAAAAUGGCGGUCCCCAUGCCCUCAAAACGACGUUCGUUGGUGGUCCAAACAUCAAUGGAUGCCUACACACCUCCAGAUACAUCUUCUGGUUCAGAAGAUGAAGGCUCCGUACAAGGUGACUCCCAGGGAACUCCCACCUCAAGUCAGGGGAGUAUAAACAUGGAACACUGGAUCAGUCAAGCGAUCCAUGGCUCUACCACAUCAACCACUUCCUCCUCCUCAACACAAAGCGGAGGCAGUGGUGCUGCGCACAGACUAGCUGAUGUUAUGGCUCAAACACACAUAGAAAAUCAUUCUGCCCCUCCAGAUGUUACCACUUACACCUCAGAACACUCAAUACAAGUAGAAAGACCACAAGGAUCAACGGCACGGGUGGCACCAAAGUAUGGAAAUGCUGAACUUAUGGAGACUGGUGAUGGAGUACCAGUGAGCAGCAGAGUGUCAGCAAAGAUUCAGCAGCUGGUCAACACACUAAAACGGCCCAAGCGACCACCCUUGAGAGAGUUCUUUGUAGAUGACUUUGAGGAGUUGUUAGAAGUUCAACAGCCAGAUCCAAACCAGCCCAAGCCAGAAGGAGCUCAGAUGUUGGCUAUGCGUGGGGAGCAGCUCGGUGUGGUGACAAACUGGCCACCUUCUCUGGAAGCAGCUCUGCAGCGCUGGGGAACCAUCUCACCCAAAGCUCCUUGCCUAACCACUAUGGAUACCAAUGGGAAGCCACUCUACAUCCUCACUUAUGGCAAACUUUGGACCAGAAGUAUGAAGGUUGCAUACAAUAUACUACAUAAAUUAGGCACAAAACAAGAACCAAUGGUACGACCUGGAGACAGGGUAACGCUGGUGUUUCCUAACAACGACCCUGCUGCUUUCAUGGUAGCGUUUUAUGGCUGCCUGCUUGCGGAAGUCGUCCCCGUCCCUAUUGAAGUGCCACUUACAAGAAAGGAUGCAGGAAGCCAGCAGAUAGGCUUUUUGCUUGGAAGCUGUGGAGUCACUGUGGCCUUGACUAGUGACGCAUGCCAUAAAGGACUGCCGAAGAGCCCCACGGGGGAGAUCCCACAGUUCAAAGGCUGGCCAAAGCUGCUGUGGUUUGUCACAGAGUCUAAACACCUCUCCAAGCCGCCUCGGGACUGGUUCCCACACAUCAAGGAUGCCAACAAUGACACAGCUUACAUCGAGUACAAAACAUGUAAAGAUGGAAGUGUGCUUGGGGUGACUGUGACAAGGAUUGCACUGCUGACACACUGCCAAGCUCUGACCCAGGCAUGUGGGUACACGGAAGCUGAAACAAUUGUGAAUGUAUUAGAUUUCAAGAAGGAUGUUGGUUUAUGGCAUGGGAUUCUUACAAGUGUCAUGAACAUGAUGCAUGUUAUAAGUAUUCCAUACUCCUUAAUGAAAGUGAAUCCACUGUCAUGGAUACAAAAAGUCUGCCAAUACAAAGCAAAAGUUGCCUGUGUAAAAUCCAGAGACAUGCACUGGGCACUGGUGGCACACCGAGAUCAGAGGGACAUCAACCUUUCCUCGCUUCGUAUGCUGAUAGUGGCUGAUGGCGCAAACCCAUGGUCUAUUUCUUCCUGUGAUGCAUUUCUCAAUGUCUUCCAAAGUAAAGGUCUAAGACAGGAGGUCAUUUGUCCCUGUGCAAGUUCGCCGGAAGCUCUCACUGUGGCCAUCCGAAGGCCAACAGAUGACAGCAAUCAGCCACCAGGCAGAGGAGUUCUGUCCAUGCAUGGUCUCACUUAUGGAGUGAUUCGAGUGGACUCUGAAGAAAAGCUUUCUGUACUGACUGUCCAGGAUGUUGGCUUGGUGAUGCCAGGAGCUAUAAUGUGUUCAGUGAAGCCAGAUGGAAUUCCUCAGCUCUGCAAAACAGAUGAAAUAGGAGAACUUUGUGUAUGUGCAAUUGCAACGGGUACAUCAUAUUACGGACUCUCAGGCAUGACCAAAAAUACUUUUGAGGUGUUUCCUAUGACCAGUUCUGGUGGCCCCAUCACGGAAUACCCUUUUAUAAGGACUGGCCUACUAGGCUUUAUAGGACCAGGAGGACUUGUCUUUGUUAUUGGCAAAAUGGAUGGUUUGAUGGUUGUCAGUGGAAGAAGACAUAACGCUGAUGACAUUGUAGCAACAGCACUGGCUGUGGAACCAAUGAAGUUUGUCUACAGGGGAAGAAUAGCAGUGUUUUCAGUCAGUGUGCUGCACGAUGAGAGGAUUGUCAUUGUUGCUGAGCAAAGGCCAGAUUCCACCGAGGAAGACAGUUUCCAGUGGAUGAGUAGAGUUCUCCAGGCUAUUGACAGCAUUCAUCAAGUGGGAGUCUACUGCUUAGCAUUGGUACCAGCAAACACGCUUCCUAAGACACCACUGGGCGGAAUACACCUGUCAGAAACCAAGCAGCUCUUCCUGGAAGGAUCGCUGCAUCCUUGUAAUGUGCUGAUGUGUCCCCACACAUGUGUCACAAACCUGCCUAAACCAAGGCAAAAACAACCAGAAAUUGGCCCUGCCUCUGUGAUGGUAGGGAACUUGGUCUCUGGAAAAAGAAUUGCACAAGCCAGUGGUAGAGACCUGGGGCAAAUAGAAGAUAAUGACCAAGCCAGAAAGUUCCUUUUCCUCUCAGAAGUGUUGCAGUGGAGAGCUCAGACCACCCCUGACCAUGUGCUCUACACUCUACUCAACUGCAGGGGAACAAUAGCCAACUCACUGACCUGUGUCCAGCUGCACAAACGAGCUGAGAAGAUAGCGGUCAUGUUGAUGGAAAGGGGACAUUUACAAGAUGGAGACCAUGUGGCUUUGGUUUACCCACCAGGAAUAGACCUGAUUGCUGCGUUUUAUGGAUGCCUGUAUGCAGGCUGUGUGCCAAUCACAGUUCGACCUCCACACCCCCAGAACAUAGCUACCACAUUACCUACAGUGAAGAUGAUUGUGGAGGUGAGCCGCUCUGCCUGCUUAAUGACUACACAAUUAAUAUGUAAAUUGCUGCGGUCACGAGAGGCAGCAGCAGCAGUGGACAUCAGAACGUGGCCUCCCGUCCUAGAUACAGACGACUUGCCAAAGAAGCGGCCAGCACAGAUCUACAAACCGUCUAACCCCGACACGCUUGCCUACCUUGACUUCAGCGUCUCCACCACCGGCAUGCUGGCAGGGGUGAAGAUGUCUCAUGCAGCCACUAGUGCCUUUUGUCGUUCUAUUAAGCUGCAGUGUGAGCUUUAUCCCUCCAGAGAAGUUGCUAUCUGCCUGGACCCCUACUGUGGACUUGGGUUUGUCCUCUGGUGCCUCUGCAGCGUUUAUUCCGGACACCAGUCCAUUCUCAUCCCUCCCUCAGAACUGGAGACCAACCCUGCUCUCUGGCUUCUUGCCGUGAGUCAGUACAAAGUGAGAGACACUUUCUGCUCCUAUUCAGUCAUGGAGCUUUGUACUAAAGGACUGGGCUCACAAACAGAGUCGCUGAAGGCCCGGGGACUGGACCUGUCGCGUGUCCGCACCUGUGUGGUAGUGGCGGAGGAGCGGCCUCGGAUAGCUCUCACUCAGUCAUUCUCCAAAUUGUUUAAGGACCUUGGCCUGCAUCCACGGGCUGUCAGCACAUCACUGGGCUGCAGAGUUAACCUGGCAAUAUGUUUGCAGGGAACGUCUGGACCAGAUCCCACCACAGUCUAUGUUGAUAUGAGGGCACUGAGGCAUGACAGGGUUCGUUUAGUCGAAAGAGGAUCUCCACAUAGUUUGCCCCUCAUGGAGUCAGGAAAAAUCCUCCCAGGAGUACGUAUCAUUAUUGCUAAUCCAGAAACAAAGGGGCCCUUAGGAGACUCUCAUCUUGGUGAGAUAUGGGUUCACAGCACUCACAAUGCCAGUGGAUAUUUUACCAUCUAUGGAGAUGAAUCUUUGCAGUCAGAUCAUUUUAAUUCAAGACUCAGCUUUGGAGACACACAGACUAUCUGGGCUCGAACUGGCUACCUGGGAUUCCUGAGAAGAACAGAACUCACAGAUGCAAACGGAGAACGCCACGAUGCUCUUUAUGUUGUGGGUGCAUUGGAUGAAGCCAUGGAGCUGCGAGGCAUGCGGUACCAUCCGAUCGACAUCGAAACCUCUGUCAUUAGAGCACACAAGAGCAUCACAGAGUGUGCGGUGUUUACGUGGACAAAUUUAUUGGUGGUUGUGGUUGAGCUGGAUGGAUCGGAGCAAGAAGCUUUGGACCUGGUUCCUUUGGUCACCAAUGUGGUCCUGGAGGAACACUACCUGAUUGUAGGGGUGGUGGUGGUUGUGGACAUUGGUGUAAUUCCUAUCAACUCCCGUGGAGAGAAACAACGUAUGCACCUACGAGAUGGAUUUUUGGCAGACCAGCUAGAUCCCAUCUAUGUGGCCUACAACAUGUAGUCUUGUACCUUAAAGCUUCCAUGGACUUUGCUAUAGAUGUAUAAAUUUUUUUUGGUGUCCACUAAAAAAAGUGUGCAGAUAAGAUGCUGACACUCAUCAGAAUGGAACUGUUUCUAUUACGACUUUUCAAAGCAGUCAUGAUUGGCAGGAAAUAAAAUGUGAAAUGUUUUCUUUUACCACUAAAUUUUAGAAGAGAAGGACUAUGGGUGAGACCCUUCAGUGUGUUGGAAAAGCCCCUUUUAAGCUUCCUUUUUUUCUCCUUUUGCUUUUCGGACAAUACUGCUUUUGGAGUAACUGUGGCUUUGUGUUUUACAUUAAGUAAGCUGAAGUAGAUUUUUGUUUUUCUUUUUUAGUUUUUAUUCUGCCCUCCAAAUGGAUUCUUUUAAAAGCAGUUUGCAUCCUGACACAAGUAAUUGUUUUCUUGCUUUCUUUUAAGAUGCCAUAAAAAAAAGCUGACGAAUACAGAUCCGUUACUAACUGAAGCCAUUUUCGAUCCCAGCUCUUAGGAAACUCUGUAGUGGUACGAGGAGAAUUCCCAAAGCAGCACCUUUCGAUUCGAGACCUUGCAGCUUUCCAUCGGGGAGGUCGGAAGCCCGAAGGCCAAAGCGCCUUCGCCGUGAGCCGCGGAGUGGAAGAAGUUUAUAAAUAAGGUGUAUUUCGGCAAUGAACUUGCAAAUAUCUUUGUACUGAACUAAAAAGAGGAAAUAAGUUAACUACUUCUGUAAUUAUGUACAAAAACCUUUAAUUUAUUUUGAUCUCUUUAGAAGUAUAAAAGAGAGAGAGAGAGAAAAAAAAAACAUUCAAGAAUAUUAAACUCUUGAAAUGUUUGCUAAUAUAAAAACAAAGUGUUGUAUUAUCUUGAGUGGAUAGUAUCACAUCAAAUAUAUAUAUAAAGAAAUAUAAAUUCACUAAUGACAAAAGAUUUUAAAGUUUAAAAUGCAGUACUUGUCACUUGCAUGGUGUCUCCCACUGUAGAUAAUCAAAUGCUACUCACGAAUUUUUUUGGGGAAACAAACAAACAAAAAAAAUAAUGAGGGGAAAAAAAAAGACCCAAACAAAAAAACCCGAAAACAAAAGCAAUCCUGGAUUGCUAAGUAGUCCCUGUCGAAAAGAAUCCUCCAGAUACCAGCAAGUGGAAUUAUUGCUGCCUUGAAGGCAGUGAAUGGAUUUAAGACGAGAAAUGCACUACAAUAAUUUUCUUUUCUUUGCCGUGGAGGCAACAAUAACUAUUCGUGCUGGCAUGUGCAUACACUUGUUAGACUUAGAAGGCAGGUUGAGGAAUAGCACUGUUGUCUAGCUGCAGAACUUUGUUGCACAGUUUCUUUCGUUGUUUCAGUUGGUGUUUUUAUUGCUAUAAGGAGAAGUUUUGGAGUUAUUUGCACAGAGUUAUCGGUUUGCCUCUCAGCUAGCACCCGUAGCUCGGUGGCCAAUGCAUCCAGUUUACAUUUACAGGAAACGAUUGUUUCAACGGUCUGUAAUUUAUUCCUUACCAGAGAGGAGCGUGCAGUCACCAUAGCUGGGCUGGCACGGGCCCUGCGUCUGCUAACUAGUCCCUAAAAGCAUUAGAACAUCAGAGGAGCCCAUCUGCCAGUUUAACGAGCGGAGGAGUCCCACAGUCUCUGAUCUGAGGCCAUCACGGGAGAAGAGUAGGAGAACAUGCAUCACAGCUGCCUUCAUUUUACUACCUUUGGAUAAAAGAGAGGUUUGAUUCCCCAGUUCUGUCUUCCCUGCACCCCGUGCCCCCUUUUUUUAAACCCUCCCCCCCCCUUUCAUGUGGUUAGAACUGAACUGACCUGUUUGUGAUCCAGAGUGGGAUUUACCAGCUGCAGUCCAAGAAUGCUUUCUUCUUGUCCCAGUGAGGUUCGCGUGCUGGUUCUCAUUACCGGAUAUGCAUGACUAAGAUUGUUGCAGGGCAAAUGUACUCAUGUUUAUAUGACGUCUAAGGGAAUCUUGAUGCUGGGUGUUUAAAACCUUUUUGAGGUAGGGACGUUCUAGUCUGCAUGUACAGUACAGAGCAUCUCGCUGUGUCGGAAGCCUUUUGUUCAGAUCAUCCUUCCUGCCCUCACAGUCCUGUGAAUAGCCCUAUCCAUGCCCUGCAGACCAGUCCUAGGUUUUGUCAGAUUCAUUUUUCUGCUCCCUCAAAAAGAGUAAAAUUGGUUCUUAAUAGCAAGUUGUUGUAAGGUUUCAGACAGGAUGUCGAUUGAUUACAACCAUAAUUGCAGUGUGUGAACUAACUUGUGAAGUCCUGCUGUCGCUGCUCUCAGUACUGCAAAGCAAAUCUUGCUGUCGUUCAAAGCAUCACUUUAACCUUCACGGAGUCAACUUUGCAUUUGUAGAGAAUCAACUGCAAUGCAGUCGUGAAGCGCAGUUAAUAACAGCUCUCUUCUGCAACCUGUCAUCUGUGGUUGUUAAAUCCCCAGCUAAGGGAAACGAUAAACUGAGUUUCUGGUUUUGUUGUGCAAACAAAAGGAAGGAAACAUUUAAGCACCACCAGACUGAGCAAUAACGAAGGGUUGUUCUGGACUAGAAACUGUACUGUAGAUAAACCAUUCAUGAGAAUGUAUACAAUGUUUGUCUUGUGACCUUGUGCUUUUGGAGUCGACAAAACCAUGUAAUCAACUUGAUGCACAUGCACAAAAAGAGAGGGUACACAAUGAACAUUUAAACACGAAACUAAUCAAACAGGAGCAGAUUCCUCAUGGUGCUUGUUUAUGAUAUAUAUUUAAUCCUGCUUGACACUUUACCCAAGGGGAGACUGUCCCUUUUAUCAGUUGAAUGUUAGCAGCGUUAUUUCAUAGAGUGUGGUGACUGGUUAGAGAAGUUCAUGUGACUCAGCCAAUCACAGUUUCAAACAAAUUUUUAUGUGCAAAGGACAGCGACCUUCUUGUAUGUUAAACCACCAGUACGCUUUGUACAUCUGUGAUAACGCCUGUUUUAUAUUCAAAUGAACAAAUAAAAGCUUUUAUUUUUGUUGCUCUGGAAA
Pogoniulus pusillus (Red-fronted tinkerbird) is the source of this 8299-nucleotide messenger RNA. It is a transcript of the gene DIP2C, whose product is annotated as disco interacting protein 2 homolog C. Lineage: Eukaryota; Metazoa; Chordata; Aves; Piciformes; Lybiidae. The transcript has 38 exons. Bases 481 to 5316 code for a protein of 1611 amino acids. The record is from RefSeq and is a predicted model, not a curated record.